Messenger RNA from Salvelinus namaycush (lake trout), 1425 nucleotides. Its product is annotated as gamma-aminobutyric acid receptor subunit rho-2-like. The record is from RefSeq and is a predicted model, not a curated record. Bases 1 to 1425 code for a protein of 474 amino acids. Gene Ontology annotation, molecular function: GABA-A receptor activity; neurotransmitter receptor activity; extracellular ligand-gated monoatomic ion channel activity. Lineage: Eukaryota; Metazoa; Chordata; Actinopteri; Salmoniformes; Salmonidae. Gene Ontology annotation, cellular component: GABA-A receptor complex; membrane; synapse. Gene Ontology annotation, biological process: signal transduction; chemical synaptic transmission; monoatomic ion transmembrane transport. The transcript is spliced from 9 exons.
AUGCCUUAUUAUAUUAAGUUCCUGUUUUUAAUUUUUUGCUUGAUACUUAUCGGAGAAUGCCGAAAGCACAAAAGUAGGAAAAGGAGGUGGUCCGGGGCGGUAGAAUCUCACAAGCAUGGCGCUCCACUGACUGGAAAAAAGAUAGUUGAUAACACCAAAUCUCACAAGGUGAAGACAGACCACCUGCUGCGAGUUGAUGACCAUGAUUUUACCAUGAGACCAGCCUUUGCAGGCCCUGCUGUCCCUGUGGGAGUGGAUGUUCAGGUGGAGAGUUUGGACAGUAUAUCAGAAGUGGACAUGGACUUCACUAUGACCCUGUAUCUGAGGCACUACUGGAAAGACGAGAGGCUGUCCUUUCCCAGCACAACCAAUAAGAGCAUGACGUUCGACGGGCGCCUGGUCAAGAAGAUCUGGGUGCCUGAUGUGUUCUUCGUCCACUCCAAGAGGUCGUUCAUCCACGACACCACCACAGAGAACAUCAUGCUCAGGGUGUUCCCAGAUGGACACGUGCUCUACAGCCUUAGGGUGACGGUUACUGCUGCCUGUAACAUGGACUUCAGUCGUUUCCCUCUGGAUUCACAGACCUGCACAUUAGAGCUAGAGAGCUAUGCUUACACGGAUGAGGACCUCAUGCUGUACUGGAAGAGUGGGGAUGAGUCCCUGAGCACGGACGACAGGAUCUCUCUGUCUCAGUUCCUCAUCCAGAAGUUUCACACUACCUCUAGACUGGCUUUUUACAGCAGCACAGGCUGGUACAACCGUCUGUACAUCAACUUCACCCUGCGACGCCACAUCUUCUUCUUCCUGCUGCAGACCUACUUCCCUGCCACUCUGAUGGUCAUGUUGUCCUGGGUGUCCUUUUGGAUCGACCGCCGGGCCGUACCGGCCAGGGUCUCACUAGGUAUCACCACGGUGCUCACCAUGUCCACCAUCAUCACUGGAGUCAACGCCUCCAUGCCCAGGGUUUCCUACAUCAAAGCUGUGGACAUUUACCUCUGGGUCAGUUUUGUGUUUGUGUUCCUAUCGGUGUUGGAAUAUGCCGCCGUCAACUACUUGACGACGGUGAGGGACGGAAAAGAUCGGAAGCUUAGGGAAAAGGCCAGAGAGCAGUCACUCCCCUGCACCUGUGGCAUGUCCCACACCGGGACCGGGAUGGUGGAUGGCGACGGGACCUACAGCGAGGCCGACACCAACAGCCUGGCCGGAUACACCAGGGCUGACGCUCCCGAGGACACCCCAGAGAAGCAAGAGCACAUGGUGGUGCACCUAUCCCUGGACAAUGAGUCCACGGGAACCAAGAAGAAAGCGCGCUUCCGCAGCUUCAGCCUCAUGCAGAACACCCACGCCAUAGACACCUACUCCCGCAUGAUCUUUCCAGGAUCCUACAUUAUCUUUAACCUCAUAUACUGGUCUGCAUACUGCUGA